Molecule: messenger RNA, 2571 nt
Organism: Sarcophilus harrisii (Tasmanian devil)
Lineage: Eukaryota; Metazoa; Chordata; Mammalia; Dasyuromorphia; Dasyuridae
Product: diphosphoinositol polyphosphate phosphohydrolase 3-beta-like
Exons: 1
Coding region: 374-940 (188 amino acids)
Biological process (GO): adenosine 5'-(hexahydrogen pentaphosphate) catabolic process; diadenosine hexaphosphate catabolic process; diadenosine pentaphosphate catabolic process
Cellular component (GO): nucleus; cytoplasm
Molecular function (GO): diphosphoinositol-polyphosphate diphosphatase activity; bis(5'-adenosyl)-pentaphosphatase activity; bis(5'-adenosyl)-hexaphosphatase activity
Source: RefSeq, a predicted model, not a curated record
AGACCGCGGCGGCGGCGGCAGAGACCGCGGCAGCAGAGACCGCGGCAAGAGAGAUCGCCUAGGCGGCGACGACGGCGGCGGAGGAGGAGGCACAGACGCUCGAGGCGUAGUAGCAUCCCGGGCGGUUCCGAAGGAGGCGGGGGCGGAGGCAGCCUGUCCCAGAGCCCGCGCCAGCCGCAUCCCAGUCUAUCCGGGCAGCGGCGUCCUCUCGCCCCAGAGGCUGCAGCAUCAGCAUCCGACACCGAGGCGGCCGGACCGAGACUCCGGCACCCCCAGCAGCCGCAUCCGCAGCGGCGGCCUCACCAUCAGCGACUCCAGCCUCCGCCCCAGGUCCAGCCUCGCGUGCGCUAGUCCGGGAACGGCAGAAGGCAAGAUGAAGCUGAAGCCCGAUCAGACCCGAACCUAUGACCUGGAAGGCUUCAAGCAGCGCGCGGCUUGUCUGUGCUUCCGUGGCGAGCAAGAGGAUGAGGUGUUGCUGGUGAGCAGCAGCGGGCACCCAGACCAGUGGAUCGUGCCCGGAGGGGGCAUGGAGCCCGAGGAGGAGCCGGGCGCCGCGGCAGUGCGCGAGGUCUACGAGGAGGCCGGGGUCCGAGGCAAGCUGGGCCGCCUGCUGGGCCUGUUCGAGAACCUGGAGCGCAAGCACCGCACCCACGUCUACGUGCUCGCCGUUACCGAAAUCCUGGAGGACUGGGAAGAUUCGGUGAACAUCGGCCGCAAGCGCCAGUGGUUCAAGGUGGAGGAUGCCAUCAAGGUGCUGCAGGGCCACAAACCCGUGCAGGCCGAGUACCUGGAGAAGUGGAAGUCGGCCAGCUCCCCGAGCGGCAGCAGCCCCGCCGGAGGCGGCACGCCGGCGGCCGCCGGUUCCGAGGGCUCCGAGGGCCCCGACGGCGACAGCGCCGGGCAACCUGCGGCAGAGCCCGCCUCGGGUUCCGGCAGAUAAAAAGUGUUCCAGGUCAUCCUGAAAAGAAGAGGGGGAGAGCACGGGGAAGGGGGGGUGGGGGAGGGGGGGGGUAAAAGCUGCGGCCCGCUAACGGCGGCGGUGGGGGAGGGUGGGGGGAGUGGGGAGGGGGGGGGUCUGGUCUGCGUUCACCUGCUAGCGUCUGGAAACUCGAUGGCAACCCUUCUGCGUUGUGUAUUCCCUUUGCCCGCUUUGCGGAUGCUUUGAAAUAUCGCCCUUGGUCUGUACCAGUGUAAAAUACUUCAUUCAGUAAAACCAAAGCCGUAAGGGAUUUUUCAAAAGAUGCCUUAACUGCGUGCCUACCCUGCCCCUCCCACCCUUGGCCCCCCCGAGUCCCCCUCCUCUUCCUCCCUUCUCUUCCUUCUCCCCUUCCCCCACCUCCUCAAUCACUCUUUUUCCUUCAAAUCAGCCUUCACCUUCUUCUAUUCCAUAUUCUGAUGGUCUAUCUUGGUCGGUUUCCCCCAUACCAGUUUGGUUUCAAUGUGGUUUUUUGGUGGGUAUUGGGUGUUUUGGAAGGAAGUCAAUGGGAGGAAUGACUUGAAUAUUUGAUACUUUCCUAAAUACUUCAUUAUAAUCCGGCCCACCUAAAGCAAGCUUUCUGAAAUGCAGAUUUCCAUUUCUCAAUCUACAUAUUUCAAAACGGAAAAAAAAAAUACAAAAGGCAGUACAGCUCGAGUGUUUCAAACAAGUCAUACCCCUCCCCACAACUUCCUACAUUGAGAAAAUCACCAUCAUUUCUCUGUCAUAUAUUGCUAAUGGUAAAUGCACAGAUGUGGCGUUUCUUUUUCCCCUUUUCAUAAGAUUUGCAGUUCUACCCAUUUAUAAAUUCUUGGUGAUCCCCCCCCAAAAAAAAAGUGUUUGGCCACUGUUUAUGUCGUACCCAGAUACCCUCUUGAUCUGAUUGCUUUGACAGAAUGUUGUUGUAUAGAUGAUUUGAGAUUCUUGUUGUGAAAAUGAUAUUGUCGUUUGGCAGGUUAUCUGGAUCCCUUGUUUUGGUUCCCCUGAUUUUCUAGCCUGCCUACAAGUAGCCAACAGAGAUUGAAUUUUGUAUGUCCAGGUGUAAUAUAUGAUGACUGCACUGUAUGUGGGUGUGGGUGGGAAAGGGGAGGGGGGCUGGAUAUUGUUCUGCAAGCAUUGAAACGUUAUGCACCUCUCCAAUUGCUGAUCAACCCCACAGUAUAGCCCUAUUGAGGAUCUCUGAUACAUGGGCUAUGGUGUCCAGUGAAGAUUGCGAUGGGACAUUUGAUCCUACCCCAGAACUCUGAGACUAUAAAUUGGCAUUUGACAUUAAGUUCUUCAUAUAAUUGACUUUCCUUGGAAACCAUUUAAAAUGUCUAAAGACUCCCGGCUUCAAUUCAAGACCUCUUCUGGAACUUUAUUCCUCCUUUUCCUGAUCAGAAUCAAAGUUGGACUUUUCACAUUUCAAAGAAGAAAAAGAAGUUGAAGAUCAUUCUGUAUACAACAUUCAAACAAUUUGCAAAUGUCCUGGAGUGUAAAAUGGAAAUUCAAUGUAAUUCAAACCAUUUUUGUUAUUCAAUAUACAAAUCAUUACCCAACUUUGAAAACACCGUUGUGUAAAAUGCUGAUAGAAAUUAAAAGUUGUGCUGUUCCAA